This is a messenger RNA of Bipolaris maydis ATCC 48331, 978 nucleotides long. Its product is annotated as Extradiol ring-cleavage dioxygenase, class III enzyme, subunit B. Gene Ontology annotation, molecular function: ferrous iron binding; zinc ion binding; oxidoreductase activity, acting on single donors with incorporation of molecular oxygen. The record is from RefSeq and is a predicted model, not a curated record. Lineage: Eukaryota; Fungi; Ascomycota; Dothideomycetes; Pleosporales; Pleosporaceae.
AUGAAACCAUUUCAUCGCGCAUCUUCCCUAAUCACAUCCCUACUUGGCAUACAACGAACCUCUGCGCAACAGCCCUCUUCUUCCAGCAACGCCACGAUCAAUCCCCUCCGAGGCGUAGAGCAACUUCCAAUAUCAUCCUACGCCGGCAACAUGACGCGUAUUGCACCCGUGAUCUCCGUCUCCCACGGCGGAGGCCCCAUGCCGCUUCUCGGCGAUCCAUCGCAUGAAGCCAUCACAAAGUCGCUCAAGACGCGGGUGCCCAAGAUCCUCAAGCUGGGCACACCAGAGGCACCCAAAGCAAUCGUACUAGUUACAGCCCAUUGGUCUACAACAAAGGUUACCGUCUCCAGCGGCCCCAAACACGAGUUGCUGUACGACUACUACGGCUUCCCACCCGAAUCCUACCAGGUCAAACACGAUGCACCUGGUAGUCCAGAGGUGGCAGACCAAGUCGUCAAGGCACUCAGUGAAGCGGGUAUCGAAUGCGAAAAAGACCCCAAGCGACCAUGGGACCACGGCGUCUUCGUCCCAAUGAAACUCAUCGACCCCCCGGCCUCAAUCCCCAUAGUCCAAAUCUCAGUCCUCUCCUCCGAGUCAGCCGCACAAUCCUACGCCAUCGGCCGCGCGCUAUCCACGCUCCGCAGCCAAAACAUUGCCAUUGUCGGUUCAGGCUUCCCCACGUUCCACAACUUGCGCUUCUUCCAGCAGAUUAAUAAUCCGUCGCUCCAAGCGCAGAUUGCAGAGUGGAGCAAGCAUGUUACCGAUGCUGCCAUGACGGACGACGAUGCGAAGAGAGAGGACAAGUUUCUGCAUUGGAGAACGUGGCCGCAUUCGUAUAUUGCGCAUCCGAAUACCGGGGCCGAGCACUUUUUGCCCCUGAUUGUUUGUGCAGGCGCUGCGGGUGCAACGCCGGGGAAGAAUUAUGCGGAUGCGCUGCGUGGAAUGGACAUGUAUAAUUAUUACUGGGACGAGGAGUGA